This is a messenger RNA of Corticium candelabrum, 1758 nucleotides long. Its product is annotated as bifunctional arginine demethylase and lysyl-hydroxylase JMJD6-A-like. Gene Ontology annotation, cellular component: cytoplasm; nucleus. Gene Ontology annotation, molecular function: 2-oxoglutarate-dependent dioxygenase activity; sequence-specific DNA binding. Gene Ontology annotation, biological process: protein hydroxylation; positive regulation of translational termination. Bases 284 to 1549 code for a protein of 421 amino acids. The record is from RefSeq and is a predicted model, not a curated record. NCBI's taxonomy places the organism in Eukaryota, Metazoa, Porifera, Homoscleromorpha, Homosclerophorida, Plakinidae. The transcript has 4 exons.
UUUGCAAGAUGAUGCUGACGCGAAAGUGUUUAUAUCCGAAUGGCCAGUAAUAUCUCAGGACUCUGUUGCUCUGAACCAUGUUAAUGGACAAAGCGUAUGCGGUUCUAGACGAACAACGCAUAGAUCUAGUGAAAAUUCUAAGAAGGCACGAUUACAGGUUAGUACAAAUUGUGCUGCAGCAGAAUUAUUGGCUAGAGGUCAGGGCCAACAGUUGGACGACUACGAGACUGCCGAUGCUGCUUUGGCCAAAUGGUGGAAACGCUCGAGAUCUGCUGCAGAACCGAUGUCUCAAACAUGCAGUGCUAGAACUAUGAUCAAGAGAAUAUCCAGGAGUGAAGAAGGCAAAGAAUUUCUCUCACAACGUGUUGCACAGAUACAGCAAGUUCUGUUGGAUAAUCCAGAUAAUGGACUGGCUCAUGCUAGUCUUUCCUCAUUUUUUCACAAAUUAGAAAAAUCUAAGGAUGCAUUGAAGCAUCUCAAUAAAGCGCAAAAAUGUGGAAUUUUAUCAAAUGAGUUUUUGUGGAAAGAGGAAAUUUUGAGGAGACAGGUACAAUCUGAAGAAACAAGGGAUAUGACUGAUCUAAGUAAAUGUUAUCAAAGAAUGCCUGACAGCAAACAGGUUGAAAGACGGGCUGCUGCUGAUUUAAGUGUUUCUGAAUUCUUCUUUAAGUACUGCUUGCGUCAGGUUCCUCUUGUUAUUACAGGAGGUGUGGACAUCAUGUUACAAGAACGGUGGACUUUAGAUUUAAUUAAACAGGUUGCUGGUUUAAAGCAGGUGUGUCUCAAGCAUCUUGUCAAUGACUCGAUGCAAUGGGCGAGACUUGAGCAAUCUACCUGUACAACAGUUGGAAAGUUCAUUGAUUCUGUUUGUGGACAAAAUGCUUCAUGUGACUAUUUGUUUGAUUGGAGUUUACCAUUGCAUUGUCCGGAAUUACUCAGUCAACUUGUUAUUCCUAAGUACUUUGCAGGGGACUUUCUUCAAAGAGUGGCUCCUGGCUCUCUCUAUCGUGAUAGCUGGCCAAGUUUAUUCAUUGCCGCAAAUGGUGUGAACAGUGAAUUACAUAUUGACACAUUUGGCUCUAAUUUCUGGAUGGCAAUGCUGCAAGGGAAGAAGAGAUGGACACUGUUUAGUCCUGCAGACAAGAACUUUUUGUAUCCAGACUAUGAUGAUUCGUUGGAUCCUGUUUUUCAAGUUGAUCUUCGAAACCCAGACUUAUCUGCUUUCCCUUUGCUGUCAUUGACACACCCACAACAGUGUGUGCUUGAGCCUGGAGAUCUUCUCUUUGUUCCAUCUGGCUGCGCCCAUCGAGUGGAGAAUCUGACUCUAUCACUUGCUAUUUCUGCCAAUUUUGUAGAUCUCAGCAAUUUUCCUUUGGUCAAGAAAGAACUACAUUAUAGAUCACUUGUGGAUCCUAAUGCACAAGAAUUACUUCAUCAAUUUGACGAUCUGAACUUCCCCAGCAAAAUGUUUAGCAAGCAAACAGAUCUCUCUUGGGAGCGGUUCAAGAAGUGGCCUAGGCACGAUUAUAAUGUGUAUGAUAUAACAUAAUAUUACACUGGCAAGGUGAACAAUACCACACAUCAAUUUCGUUUAUCUGCAGGACAAACUGGUACCAGCUGCAUUUGCAAGUAACAUACCAAAGAUGCAUCCAGAUAUGCAUUACUGGUGGACACUUGCAUGAGCUGUUCUAGUUAGCCGUUUCUGUUGGGUGCUCAUAGCUUUUGUAGCAAUAACUUGAUUACUUUACUUAACGAGAA